ACGAUAUAUGUAUUCUCUUUUUAAAAUGACGAAUUGGUUGUUAAUGACCGCAAUAAAAUAUAACAAUAAUAUGGAGCCAAACAACCGACGCCACAUAAAUGUUGCACUGGGUCUCAAUGGAAAUGGUUCCCGGACGGCAUGAAAGUCGGCGGAAAAACACUAAUCCAUUCACAACUUGAUUCUUGAAACACACACCUUCCAGCACCAAGAUACAAACACAACAGCAGAUCCCUCAUGAUGGAGAGGUGCACAGGGCUCGCUAUAUGCCUCAAGAUGCUUCCAUCAUUGCUACCAAGACUAACGACUCUGAAGUCUGUAUAUUUGAUUGUAAGAAUCAUUCCGCUAAGCCUCCUCGUGGAGGAAAAAUUAAAAGCAGUCCGGAUUUAAGACUGAUGGGCCACAGCCAUGAAGGAUUUGGCUUAUCGUGGAGUAAGUUUAAGAAGGGUCUUUUAUUAAGUGGCUCUUAUGAUUCCAAGGUAUGCUUGUGGGACAUUAAUCAGAUCCCGCAGAAUAAAGCUAUUGAUGCAUUGCAAACAUUUGAGUUUCAUAAAGGUCCAGUGGAAGAUGUAGCAUGGCAUUUGAAGCAUUACUAUUUAUUUGCUUCAUGUAGCGCUGACCGAUACUUGCACAUAUAUGAUUUGCGGUCUGAAUGCACCUGCAGACCUGACCAAAAGUUAAUGGCUCACCAAAGUGAGGUUACCUGCUUGUCAUUCAAUCCUUUCAAUGAAUGGCUCGUGGCAACGGGGUCUACAGACUCCACUGUGAAGCUAUUUGAUUUGCGGAAAUUCGUUGCUCCUCUACAUACCUUCAAGCGCCAUGAGGAUGAGGUAAUUCAAAUUGGGUGGAGUCCACAUGAUGAGACAAUUUUAGCUUCUAGUUGUACUGGUAGGAGACUCAUGGUGUGGGAUGCUAGUAGGAUUGGUGAGAAACAAACGUCCAAGGAUGGAGAAGAUGGUCCCCCAGAGUUGCUUUUUAUCCAUGGUGGGCAUACAGAUAAAGUUCCAGAUUUUUCAUGGAACCCAACUGAAGACUGGCUCAUUGCUAGUGUUGCCAACGAUAACAUGCUCCAAGUCUGGCAGAUGGCUGACCACAUAUACAGUGACUAAUGCAAUCAGCGUGCAGAGAAUGCGAAAGGUGCAAUGGUGCAUCAAACACAUUCACACAUAAUUUAAAACAAGGUGGUUUUAAGUCUUUCUUUUUAGGACAUAUUACCAUUAAAACCUCCUCAAUUUUAUGCUGUUUUUACAUUCAACUGAAUUGCAGUAGGGCUUCUGGUAUGAAACUAAGGUACAAAUCUGAGAUUGAAAUCUUUAAAGAAUGGAUAUUUAGGAUGGAAUUUUUGUUUUUUC
Molecule: messenger RNA, 1349 nt
Organism: Erigeron canadensis
Lineage: Eukaryota; Viridiplantae; Streptophyta; Magnoliopsida; Asterales; Asteraceae
Product: WD-40 repeat-containing protein MSI1-like
Exons: 6
Coding region: 264-1106 (280 amino acids)
Biological process (GO): regulation of gene expression
Cellular component (GO): nucleus
Molecular function (GO): histone binding
Source: RefSeq, a predicted model, not a curated record